Pocillopora meandrina is the source of this 4603-nucleotide messenger RNA. The record is from the annotation of a GenBank genome assembly. Lineage: Eukaryota; Metazoa; Cnidaria; Anthozoa; Scleractinia; Pocilloporidae.
CACCAAUAUUAAAUCAGUUGACGGUGAUGAAUAUUCUGAUAUUCAACAAGAAAAUCACUGUUUAAGUUAGAAAAAAAAAUGAAAUUAGACUCGUUAAAACCGUUGCUUAGUGGCCAUUAUAUUUUGAAUCCUAUAGCAUGCUUGUUAUACGUGAUAUUACGGUGUUUGGAGCCGUUUUGCGGAUGGCUUUUCCCUGGUGAGGAAUGUCAAAUCAGCUGGGUAAGUUGAAGACUCUAAGGAUAUUACUAACACUUUUUCAUACUCGCGCAUGUUUUCGUUCUCAAGCCUGUUUGAUUAAAUCUACCUCGGUUCUUAGCAAUUCAAUCUAUGUGUUUACUAUAAACUCAUUCAUGACACAGAAUAAACGUAUAAUGGUGGAAAUAAAAUUUUCGUAUUCACGCCUUAGCCUGUGUAUCGUGUCUUAUAAUCACCAUCUUUUUUUCAGUGGUAGUAUUUCAGCGUUAGUAACGUCCCUUAAUUCCUGAAAUAGAAUUCAUAAUUUUUUUAUCGUCAAAUUGAUGGGAAAGAGAGUGUAGGAAAUUAAAUCAGGGUGUUAAGAUCCUUACCAACAGUUUCAAUACGUUUUUCAAGAUCGUGUAGGGGUACAAAGAGGGGGGGGGGUCGGAUCUCUCUUCUUGUUUGUGAGGUUUCAGGGAAAUCUUGAGGUUUUCAAGAAAUGAAAGAAAAAUUUAUGGGUUACAUAUACUUCUAGAAGCAAAUCGCACCUCACUCUGGUUCAUAAAUUUACAAAUCAUGCUCACCAAUCAAUUCGGUCUUAAUCACUCAUCACAUAUAAACUCUUUGCCAUCCUCAUUAGUUUCUGUUUACAAGGGAAGUAUCAAUGUGACCAUGUAUCAAGCAUUUAAUGGAGAAUUUAAAGAAAUCAUACAGUAUUCAUAUUAAUUUUAAUAAUGUUCUAAUGCUUAUUGUUACAAGUGUUGAUUUGAUCAGCAAACUAUAAAAUUGAAGUUAACAAGAUGUUCCUUCUAUAGCGAGACUUUGAGCUGUUGUCUUUUCUUGUGAUUGUCCUCGCAGUUAAAAACAGAAAGUGGAAGCCAGGUAUUUAAACUCUCAGUAUAGAUAAACUUAAAUCAAGGGUAAAAAUCCUUGCCUAAAAGCUCAUUGGCAAACACAUUGCCCAAUUGCAAAAUCGUUCCCCUAUAGGCUCAUCCCUACUACAAGUUUAUCAUGUGGAUGCAAAAAGCUUGCCAUAAAGCCUCUCAACUUUUUGAAUUUUACCUAUGAGAAAAAAGUUUUUUCUGUCAGGAAAUCAUGAUAUGGACAUGAAAACUUUUAGCUGCAACCCAGAUUUAUGCAACUUGUCAAGAAACUUUUUUUCUGUUUUCUCUCCUCCUUUUUCUGGAUCUGACCCUAAAUUUAGAUAUAUACAUUUUUUAAAAGCAUUCAGUAGUGGUGCAGUGUCUGUUUAUAGGAGUUUUCAGUUUUGUUUUGUUUAUUUUUUUUUCAGCCUCUUGGCAAGAGAUAGCAUCAAUGGUGUUCUUGUUUAGCAAAAUUGCAAACUUUGUUCUUUUUGCAAGGUCAGAUCUUAGGCUUGGUCUCAUUUACCUGAUAAUUUGCAUUGGUGAGUGACUUGAGGUGCACUUCUGUUUCUUUUUUAAAAAUUAAGAGUGUAUAUUGUCAUAUUUAAGUGGACUUAGCAUUAGACUUAUACAUUUUUAUUAAAAAACAUCUCAGGUAAAUUCUCAUGUGAGCACAACAGGUUGUACAAUUAAGGUAUUCAAGUUAUUAAACAAAUGAAAUGAAUCAAGACUAGUUGUUAAGUUGUAAUACUAACAUUCUAGCCAAACUGAUUUAAUGGUUGUUACCAAUGGUUAUAGUUAAAUGAAAAGCCCUAACAAAGCAAUAAAGAUUAAAAGACUUCAAGGGUUUUGACUAAAAAUAAUUGAUGCCUAUCGUUAGUUUUCACAUUCUUUUUCUUCAUCCUCAGUUUUGUUUUUGUUAUUUCCUGAGCCAUCAUACAGUGGACCUGAUGAAGUAUUCUUCUUCAGAGGACCAGCACUUGAUGUAAGCUUUCUUGAAAUAUAAGCUUCACCUAACCUUAUAACAUGGCAAAUUAAGUGAAUAACAUCUUAAAAGAUUAUUAUGAAUGAUCACAAUGAUUAAUUUAGUUGUUCUUGUUAACUACAUGAGGAUCAGAUAUUUUUGUUUACUUCAGGAUGCCUUACGUGAUAACCCUUCUGUCACAUGGUUGGUAGAAUUUUAUGCCCCCUGGUGCCCUCCCUGUGUCAGAUUUGCUCCAACAUUUGCUGAACUAUCACUCAGGUAAAUAUUCAAUGUAUUCCUGAUACCAGGCAGGAGUAGUAAUCUAAUAAAGGUUUUUUUGGGAAUUUAAGAAAAUUUUCAUGAUUUAAGAUUGAGAUGUGUCUUAAACAAAGACUGAGAAUCUUGAUAUAUGUAGGUUCAGUUUGGGUAAAGAUAGUUUUACAAAUCAGAAUUUUGGCCUUAAUUGCCAUCAGGUAGAAGGCACUGUUAACUUGAUUAUAAAAAGGGUUUGAUUAAUGUUUUUAAUUGUAAUUUUCUUUUUUUUAACUCCAUUAGCAGUUCAUGUAAAAAGAAUAAUCAACCAGAUAAUAAUCUUGGAUAUUGAUAUUUAUGACAAUCAUUCUUACCUUCAGUAAAAGCAACCUUUUUUUUCUUUGUCAAUUAAGAUACAAUCACAGUCAUCUAAGGUUUGGAAAAUUAGAUGUUGGAAAAUAUCCAAUUGUAGCAGAAAAGUGAGUAGAAUGAUGAGAGAUUGAUGAAAAAGUUGCUUAAAUCAUAGUAACAACAGUUUGAGGAUUGAUUAAAACACUGCCAGUAAAUGAAUUUCUUCUUACUGUUUCUUUAUUAUCUGAAUCAGCCACAAAGAUUCCAUAUUUUGGGUAGGGGUAAAUUAAUUUAUCACUGACCAACUUUUUUGAGCUGCACUAUCAUAACAUUAUUAGUCAUGAAAUCAUAAGCAAACUUGAAAACCCUGCAAGUUUUUCUUCUGAUGACAAAGUGGAGAAAAUGUAUUGGUACCUCAACUAGGAAUAUUCCAUUUCUAGUUCUUUUUAUAUUGGAAAGGAUGUCAGUAGUAGUUACUUUUGGGGCCUAGUAUUUAGCAUCUAACGAUAAGACACACCAGUUUAAAUGAAGUUUUUAAUUUUUUCCUUUCAAGACACAGGGUAGAUGGAUCUGCCAUUUCUAAACAGCUUCCAAGUUUAAUUCUCUUUGAAGGUGGAAAGGAGACAAAAAGAAGGCCAUUGGUGGACAGGAGAGGUGUUAUAACUCCUUACACCUUCACUGAGGUAGGUUAUGAUCACUGAACAGAAUACUAUAGAGCUUCAUAUUGCUUGUCAGAGUCUGUUAACCCUUUCUCUCCCAAGAUCUCAUUGAAAGUUCUCUUUUCUGUCAGCUAUACAAUUAUUUUGUUGUUCCUUGGGAGAAUUUGGUGUUGGAUCAACUUAAAAUCCCUGAAUUGAUAGUUUUCUUUAUUCUUGUCUGCUUGAUAUUGUAAGGAAAAAUUCUGUCUUGGUCACUCAUUGGAGUUAGAGGGUUAACCCUUUCUCUCCCAAUAUCUCUUUGGUAAUUCUCCAUACUGUCUUCCAUACAAUUCUAAUAAUGUUGGUUGAGAGAAUUUGGUAUUAGAUAAACUAAUGAUCUCCUGAUUUAUGUCCAUAAUGUUUGCUUUGUAAAAUGUAUUCUAUAUACAAGGCUAAAAAAUUAAAAUGUUUAAACCAAACGUUUUCGGCUGUUUGCCAUCAUCAGGGUUGAUUUAUAUUUUUUUAUUAAUUCUAAUUCCUUGUCUGCUUGAUUUUGCAUUGAUAUUGUAGGGAGAAAUUCUCUCUUGGUCACUCAUGGAUGUUAACUCUAUUGUAAGGGUGACUAGCAUUUAAUUUCUCUUUACAGUAUCACCCCUGAAUCAAACAUUAAGGUUAUGAGAAUAAAGGAAAUUAUCAUCAACCAAACAAGCUUUUGAUUUUCAAGCAAAUCCUCCUUGUUAGUGCCCAAGGAAAUGUAUAGAGAACAGUAAGGAGAAUAUGCACACUGAUGUUAUGGUGCUAAGCAUUAAAUAGUUGACCUUUGAUAAGAGGACGAUUCACAGAGCAGACCAAAAAUAUUGAUUUUAUGCAUUGCUUAACAGGUCAACAUUGAACGAGAUUUCAAAUUAACAGAACUUAAGAAAUCUGCUGAGGACAGGCAAAAACUGGAAGAGAAGAACUCAAAGAAGAACAAAAAUAAGGAAGAUUAACUAACAAGAGAGGAAUUGAAUAAUUUACAAUUUUAUUAACAAGCAGCACAUUAAUGGAGGAGACAUUGGGUCUUGCUUCUGGUUAUACCGCUGGCGUAUGAUCAAAGAAAAAGGAAAUGGUUUUGCUCGUUAGAACCGUACUAAGAGUGCAGAGAAAAGAAAAAGAAUGACAGACUCUUCUUAUUUCCCUCACACCUCUGCUGCUAAUUCUUAAAAAUGUUUGUGUCAAUCUUUUUAUUAGUUAGUGCUCUCAAUGGAGUAACUUAUAGCUUAAUUACGCUGAGUAGGACCGAGAUUUUUCCGUAUUUGAAAUAGCAAUCUGUCAUCGCUACACUUGAAUGCUGUUGUUCUUGGAGGUGCAUUUCUAAU